GCAAUUCCUGACAGAUACACCGUGGCCGGUAGAGCCUUUCCGUGCCGGUACUAGACGCUGGGUGUAGCAAGAUGGCCGCGGUGCAGCAGCAGCGUUCGUGAUAGGAGGAGCCGCUAAGCAUCGCUCCUUCCCUGUCCGCUCUCCCCUCACCAGCCGAGCAUAGCCGCUGCACACACAGCCGGGGCUGGAGGAGGAGAGGAGCCCCGGGGCCAUGGAGAGCAACAAGGACGAGGCAAGCCGGUGCCUGCGGAUCGCUCAGCUGGCGCUUCUGGGCGGGGAUCGGGAAAAAGCCCGGAAAUUCAUCAGCAAGGCGCAGAAACUGUACCCGAGCAGCGAGGCCCAGGAGCUGCUAGAUACGCUUGAAAAAGAUGACGGCACAACAGGAAAUGCAGCACAGAGUGCAAAACUGUCAAACGGGAUGGAGCAAAAUAAGCCCAGUGCUGAGAGAGAGGCCAACUCUGGAGACAGUUGCAAAAGUUUCACUAAAGAACAGAUGGAAGAUGUACAAAGGCUAAAAAACUGCAAAACGUUUUAUGAGGUACUUGGAGUGAGCAAUGAUGUGGGGGAGGAAGACUUAAAGAAAGCUUAUCGGAAACUUGCGCUGAAGUUUCAUCCAGAUAAAAACCAUACUCCUGGUGCUACGGAUGCAUUUAAGAAGAUCGGAAAUGCAUAUGCAGUAUUAAGUAAUCCAGAGAAACGCAAGCAAUAUGACCUAAGUGGAUGCGAAGACCAUGUACAGAGCAAGCAAAGAAAUGGCGGCUUUGACUUCCACAGAGGAUUUGAAGCCGAUAUAACACCAGAGGAUCUAUUUAACAUGUUCUUUGGAGGGGGUUUUCCUUCAGCAAGUGUUCGUACCUUUUCCAAUGGAAGGGCAACACACAGCCAUCACCAUCACCAACACCAUAGUGAUCAAGAUAGGGAAGAUGAAAGGGGAGAUGGAGGUUUCUCCAUGUUAAUCCAACUGCUGCCUAUAAUUUUAUUGAUACUUGUGUCCUUGCUUAGUCAAUUAAUGGUCUCCAACCUACCAUAUAGUUUGUAUCCCAGAUCGGGUUUAGGGCAAACUAUAAAACGUGUGACAGAAAACCUUCAGGUAGCUUAUUAUGUCAACAAGGAUUUUAAGUCUGAAUAUAGUGGUAUGAUGCUACAGAAGCUGGAAAAGAACAUAGAAGAGGAUUAUGUGGCUAAUGUGCGGAAUAACUGUUGGCGAGAGAAACAACAGAAAGCUGAUUUAAUACAUGCAGCAAAAGUUUAUCGGGAUGAAAGACUAAGAGAGAAAGCAGAGACAGUAUCUAUGGAAAACUGUAGAGAACUUCAUCGACUAACCUCAAUCUAUCGAGGUGGAUGAUGGACCAACAGUAGUGUCUACAUACUUUCAUGCCUGUAAUAUAAGAACUAUUCAUAUUAUUGUAAGCAUCAAUGUGGGGAGCAAAAUGUGACCCAUCCUUCAAGCUAAUGUGGCUCCUCAUUUACGUCCUGCAGUAACUUGAAGUUCACAGUCCAUUGUUUUGUUUGGGUUUUUUUUGCCUGUUUUGCCUUCAUUCCACAUAAAUGGUAAUUAAUAUAGGAGUGUAAAAUGUACAUAUAUAGCACCUUGAACCAUGAUUUUUUGGGGGGUUCAUGUGUCAUGUAAAUUUUUCACAAAAUUGUAAUGUAUAUAAGAGCUAAUGGAUUUAUAUGUAAAUUGUCACUUUUUCUUCCAGUACUUUGAAAACUUAAUUAAUAGGAAUCGACUACCAAAAAAAGUUUUAAUUAAUUAUUUCAAACAAUUUGGCAAUUUAAUUACUGCUGUGUCUCUCUUCAUUACAGUACUAAAUAAUUGUCAAUGCGUUAAAUAAGAGAGACCACAAGCACUAUGCUGCAGUUAGCUCCCGUCUCCAGUACUGCAUCAUAUUACAUGCUAUAUUAUUGUUUUUAUGGGUUGUGCCCACAGAAUAGACAAUUUAUCAUAUGCCAUCCUCCGGUUAUUUCUAAAGUCUAGAUCUAUAACUAUUUCAAAGCAAAACCCUUUUGCCUCAUUAGUUUGAAAUUUAGUAAAAUACACAUUUACUAUCCGUAGCUGGAGUAUGAUGGACUCAACAAUAGGAGAUACUGGGGCAACAGCACCGUAAUUCUUUACAUUCCUUUCUGUGUUCUUUAAUUAAAAGUCAAGUCAUUUAA
Molecule: messenger RNA, 2157 nt
Organism: Pseudophryne corroboree (corroboree frog)
Lineage: Eukaryota; Metazoa; Chordata; Amphibia; Anura; Myobatrachidae
Gene: DNAJB14
Product: DnaJ heat shock protein family (Hsp40) member B14
Exons: 8
Coding region: 212-1345 (377 amino acids)
Biological process (GO): cellular response to misfolded protein
Cellular component (GO): endoplasmic reticulum membrane
Molecular function (GO): Hsp70 protein binding
Source: RefSeq, a predicted model, not a curated record